Messenger RNA from Thermochaetoides thermophila DSM 1495, 1773 nucleotides. Its product is annotated as glycerol kinase-like protein. Bases 1 to 1773 code for a protein of 590 amino acids. Lineage: Eukaryota; Fungi; Ascomycota; Sordariomycetes; Sordariales; Chaetomiaceae. The record is from RefSeq and is a predicted model, not a curated record. Gene Ontology annotation, cellular component: mitochondrion. The transcript has 3 exons. Gene Ontology annotation, biological process: glycerol metabolic process; glycerol-3-phosphate biosynthetic process; triglyceride metabolic process. Gene Ontology annotation, molecular function: glycerol kinase activity.
AUGGCCCAGUUCUCUCCCAGCCCCGGCCUCGAGUCGACCCGCCUCGGUAACCACCCUGUGUCAGCCGGAGGGACACUCAACAUCGACGGACUGUACAUGAAGCCUUCAGCCAAUCUUUCGCCCGUCACGGACGGGGCCCACGAGGAACAUCUGCCGAAAGGCAUCACGGAAACGGAAGACGAAAAGCAGAACCAUUGGUUUGUCGGCAGCAUUGACCAGGGCACCACAUCGUCCCGUUUCCUCAUCUUCAAUGGCGAGGGCAACCCCGUUGCGAGCCAUCAAAUCGAGUUCGAGAACCUCUAUCCCAAGUCUGGGUGGCAUGAGCAGGACCCGUAUGAGCUGCUCAAUUCCGUCCAACAAUGCAUUGAUGGGGCCAUGCACAAGUUUGCCAGCCUCGGCUACUCCAAAGAGAAUAUCCGGGCCAUUGGCAUUACGAAUCAGCGCGAGACGACGGUGGUCUGGGAUAGCGUGACGGGCGAGCCGCUGCACAAUGCCAUUGUGUGGCCCGACACACGCACGUCGGCCCUUGUGCGUGAGCUAAAGGCUCGCCAGUCGGCCGACAGCCUGCUUGAGCUCUGCGGCCUGCCCUUGUCAACAUAUCCCAGCAGUGUGAAGCUGCUCUGGCUGAUACAGAACGUCGAUGCUGUCAAGCAGGCUUACGAGGAGGGCCGUUUGGCCUUUGGCACCGUCGACUCAUGGCUCAUCUACAAGCUGAACGGUGGUGCGCAGGCUGAGAGGCCCAUUCACGUUACCGACAGUACCAAUGCAAGCCGUACCAUGUUCAUGAACCUGCGCACCCUGCAGUACGACGACAAGCUGCUGGGCUUCUUUGGCAUCGAUCGGAAUAAGAUCAAGCUACCGAAGAUUGUCCCUUCAUCCGACCCCGAGGCCUUUGGCAAGGUAGCCACUGGUGCGCUUGCGGGUGUGCCAAUUGCCGGCUGCUUAGGCGACCAGUCCAGCGCGCUUGUCGGCCAGUGCGGUUUCAGUCCAGGCCAGGCCAAGAACACGUACGGCACGGGCUGCUUCCUGCUCUACAAUGUCGGCACAGAGCCCGUCAUCUCAAAGUACGGCCUGUUGGCAACGGUUGCGUAUGAUUUUGGCCGUGGCCGCAAGCCGGUGUAUGCGCUGGAGGGCAGCAUUGCCGUCGCCGGUGCCGGCAUCACCUUUCUCAUGAACAACCUUGGCUUUGCCCCCAAGCCAAGCGAGAUCAACGCGCUGGCCGAGUCAGUCCUCGACAACGGCGGUGUCGUUUUUGUGACUGCCUUUAGCGGGCUCUUUGCCCCAUAUUGGAUCGAUGAUGCCAAGGGCACACUCUUCGGCAUCACUCAGCACACAACAAAAGGCCACAUCGCGCGCGCAACCCUCGAAGCAACCUGCUACCAGACUCGCGCGAUCCUCGAUGCUAUGGAAAAGGACUCCGGGCACAAGCUUGAGUCGCUCGCCGUCGAUGGCGGGCUGUCUGCCUCCGACCUCUGCAUGCAGACACAGGCCGACAUCAGCGGCAUCCCCGUGGACCGGCCCCGCAUGCGCGAAACGACUGCGUUAGGCGCAGCCAUCGCCGCGGGGUUGGCCACGGGCGUGUGGCGCGAGCUGGACCACGUAAAGGAGUCUAUUGCUGGCGGUGCGAACGGAAAUGGGAAGAAGAAUGCGCGUGAGGUGUUUUACCCCAAGAUGGAUCGCAAGAAGGCGGAGAGGUUGUUUAGGAAGUGGGAGCAGGCUGUGGAGAUGAGCCGGGGGUGGGUGAGGGAGCAAGAAGAGGAGGAUGGAGAGUAA